UAGGGCCGGUUUCCUCCUUUCCGCACGUGCGAUCCGCGAACCGUACGAGCUAAUCGCUGGUGAUCCGAUCAGGUGCUUCCCCAAGAUGUAACGGACUUUGCACAACAGGUUCCUGGGAUAAUGGCAACCGCGUCUAUUUUCCACGGUGAGAAAGUUGCUCACCCCUUUCCCGCGGAACGCGUUUGAAUUUGGCGCAAGUGCCGGGAGAAACCUGUUCUUUUUUAUUGUUAUUGCCAAGAUUGAGUUAAGUGUGUGACAUUUUAUUGCGUAACGUAAUGCUUGUGUUGUGUUUUAUAUUCCGACCCGAAGGAUAGACGCCUUUUUCUUGUGGACGUUUUCGAGGCAAUAUAAGAUUUGCAAUACGUGCAAUAUUGUUUUGUGAUACUAGUGUUUAAAUGGGCCUCAAGAUGAAGUACUUCACGGCCGGUCACAGGGAAUCCUACACCCUGAUAGCUAGGAAGCGAUACAUGAAGAAACUGAGACAGCAUCAAAGCAGCACGACGUGGCAUGGUAGCCCCCUAUCGGGAGUGCAGAGUCCGCAGGCGAAGCCGAGCCCGGACAGAUUGAAAGGAACGACCCACGACCUCUUCGAGCUGCUCGAGAAGGCCCAGAGCUCUAGGCUAGAUGACCAAAGAUGCAGGCUACCUCCUUAUUUCAAUCAGCCUCCCCCCGCGCAGAGACAGCACAGCCAGACGCCGGAGAAGGAGAUGAAAGAUGACAGGCUGUCGACCAACAACAACAUCAAGAUUUCCCCCAUCCCUACUCCCUCCCUGCAGACGCCCCCCGCGUCCCCCCAACAGCCCAACCAGUCGAAGAGGCUCCUGCAGGAGAUCCUCUCCCGGCCGGGUCCCUAUCCCAUGAUAGCGGUGCCCCAGAAGGGGUACUGGGUGGACGGUACUGACCACGAGGAGCAAUUCGAUCACAGGGGGAUGCCCGUCGUCCCGCACCCCAGCUGGAGGGCGAAGAUCGAAACCGACGACACGGCGAAGUGCUACAGGAGGUUUUUCGUUGGAAGGGAACACUCGUCCCUCAUAGGCAACGACGACAACCUGGGCCCCGUGCUCCUCUCCAUCAAGACGGAGAACGUGGCCAACCAGGAGCACACCCGUAUCCUCCUGCGGCUCCGCACCGGAACCAUGCACGAGAUAGUCCCGUCCUCGUGCUUAGGUUCCAGCCCCAACCCGGCCAAGAUGGCCAAGCUGCUCAACGAGCAGCUCAACAUUGAAAACUUUGUACCUGUUCUGCAUCCCAAAGCCUCCCAGUUGAUAGCCAACUACGACGAGCACGUACUCGUCACGAACUUCAAGUUCGGCGUCCUCUACCAACGGUACGGACAAACUACCGAGGAGGACCUCUUCUCCAAUAGCGACACCAGCCCCGCUUUCGACGACUUCCUCUCGCUGCUCGGACAAAGGAUACAACUCAAGGAUCACAAAGGUUACAGGGGUGGUUUGGACAUCCAAAACGGUCACACGGGAGACACGGCGGUCUAUGAUGUCUUCAAGGAGAGGGAGAUCAUGUUCCACGUGUCCACACUCCUGCCGUACACGGAGAACGACCCGCAGCAGUUGCAGAGGAAGAGGCACAUCGGGAACGACAUCGUGGCGAUCGUUUUCCAGGAGGAAAACACGCCGUUUUCGCCCGACAUGAUAGCGUCCCAUUUCUUGCACACCUUCAUCGUCGUGCAAGCCAUCGAUCCCAACUCGUCUAAUACAAGAUACAAAGUGAGCGUAACAGCGCGCGACGACGUCCCAUUCUUUGGUCCAACCUUGCCAACCCCGGCGAUAUUCCGCCAUGGUCCGGAAUUUAAGGAAUUCCUGCUGACCAAGCUGAUAAAUGCCGAAAACUCCUGCUACAAAGCAGACAAGUUCGCCAAAUUGGAGCUGAGGACGCGUACUUCGCUCCUACAGACGCUUACCGACGAAUUGAAACAGAAGACAUCAGAGUUCUUGGGAGGCAGCGCCAAUCUCAUACCGGGAACUCCCAAGAGUGACUCUGGUCCAGGUUCCAGGUUUAUAGACACUGUGAAGAAGGCUUGGAGUGCCAGAGUCAAGACCAGUCAGAGUGUAGAUAACAAUCUGGGUAAUAACGGACAUGAGAGGUUGUCUAAGAAGAGCAGCCAGCCCACCAUUUCUGAAUCCACACCAUCGAGCGGAAGAUCAAUAUCGAAGAGCUCCAUUGUCUCAAACGGGAAGAAAAGCGGAAGCACCAACUCAUCCACUGCAUCUUCCCCAGAUCUGACAGCCCAUGCACAUUCACGGCCACCUCUAUCUGAAGCAAGUGACGACUCGUCGCUUACUAGCGAGGACUUGGAACACUUAGCUGGAGGCUACAUAGACAGUGACACGGGUCUGGAAAGCAUGUCUAGUGCCGAGACUGCCGCAAAGGCUUGCAGCGUGUGCCAGGACAGACCUGGUAGCACCACCGGACCAAGCACCGAAGCCCUCAUCCAGGAAGUAACGAGGUUGAAGUGUGACAAGUUGGACUUGCUACGACAGAAUGUGAAUUGUCAGAGGGACAUAAAAAGAUUAAGAGAGAAGGAACUGGGUCUUCAAGGUGACCUGGCAGUGGCCACGAAGGAAAUAAUUCGAUUGAGAGAACUUCUAAAAGAUUACAGCCCAAAUGGUGAAAGAUCUCCAAUGUAAAAUCCUCCUCACACUCUAAGUUCUUUCUGAUUUGUAUUAUUUGUAUUAUUUUCUCUUUCAACUUGUAUGCUUCUUAUUCUUAUUUCAUUUUACAAGUAUUACUUCAGUUCUCUCUCUCUUCGUAUAAAUUUAGAAGUUUGGUUGUUAUAGUAGUUAUAGGUAAUUAUUGUUUUAAUAUUUAAAAUAUAUAAUUACUACUAUUAAACACAAUAGUUAGAAGAAAUCUGUACGUAAAAAUGUCAAUUAGAUGUUUGCACAUACAUACACCCACACACCACAGCAUAUUAAAAAUACAAAAGGUUCACAUCACACUCUUGACUACUGAAUUCUUUAUUUUUGUUUGUGAUAUUUUUUUGUACUUUUAUAAAUUUAUUUUCUUCAAGGAUUUUAUGUUUAGUUCUUAGAUAUUUAUUAAUGUAUAAUGAAAACUGUAUAUUAUUAAAUACAAACUUUACCAACCUAAUUAUACCAAAGUUAACAUUCCCCAAAAAUUCUGUUUCAGAAAAAUUAAUUAUUUACUAAGUGUAUAUAACAAAGUAUUUAUUAGCUUUUAAGUUUUUUUUGUAUUUAGAAGAAAAAACUUAGUUUGUGCAGAUAUUGUUAUAGAUUCUUUAUUUUUACUUUGUUCAUAUAUUUUUAAGUUUGUACAACUGCAAUAUGUAUUACUAAAGUUUAGUACGAAUGUAUUAUGUAGAUUUUGUGUACAUAAACUUUCCUCACUCUAAAUUCUCCCACCCCACAUGUUCCCAAAGUGUUUUCCGAAAGAAAUUUCUCAUCUCCGAAAGGGGAGGUGAUUAUUUACACAAAAAUUUGGUCGAGCCGUGCAAUUCUCGACAGAGUUUAAUGCACUAUAUGUGUACUAUUUAAUAGAUAAUAUAUAACCACUAUUCUUUAUUCUGAAGAAGCUUUUAUUAUUGUUUAAGUACCUAAUUAUCUAAGUGUUCUUUUGUACAAGUUAUAUGAUUGUUUUUUAUGUACCUUGAUUUGUAUUUGACAAUAUUUUUUGCUGCAUCAAAAUCUAAUAAAAUGUCUAUUACCUACUGUGA
Molecule: messenger RNA, 3691 nt
Organism: Anoplophora glabripennis (Asian longhorned beetle)
Lineage: Eukaryota; Metazoa; Arthropoda; Insecta; Coleoptera; Cerambycidae
Gene: RapGAP1
Product: rap1 GTPase-activating protein 1
Exons: 8
Coding region: 396-2645 (749 amino acids)
Biological process (GO): activation of GTPase activity; regulation of small GTPase mediated signal transduction
Cellular component (GO): cytoplasm
Molecular function (GO): GTPase activator activity
Source: RefSeq, a predicted model, not a curated record